Molecule: messenger RNA, 1972 nt
Organism: Hyposmocoma kahamanoa
Lineage: Eukaryota; Metazoa; Arthropoda; Insecta; Lepidoptera; Cosmopterigidae
Gene: Arp8
Product: actin-related protein 8
Exons: 2
Coding region: 33-1724 (563 amino acids)
Biological process (GO): regulation of DNA-templated transcription; double-strand break repair
Cellular component (GO): Ino80 complex
Source: RefSeq, a predicted model, not a curated record
GCCCGUUUUAAGUUAAAGGUUUAACCGCUCAAAUGAGCAUGUCGACGCACGACACUGGUCCAGAUCAUUACCAACAAUUUCCGUCGAACAGAAUCAUUGUUAUCCAUCCUGGAUCGCUUUACGUACGUAUAGGAAGAGCCUCAGACCUGUUACCAGUUCAACAACUCCACUGUAUAGCGAGAAAACGUAAACCAGGUGGAAAAAUCUAUAGAGACCCAUUCGUACCGCCAAGCGUACCGAAAACUAAAGAAUUAAUUGAAGAACUUGAAGAAUGUCGUCUACAAAUAUCACAUACGCUUCAAUCAUGUAUGCAGUCGAAUGGAGCGAGAAGGUACGCGACUCCUCCGCAGCAGAUUGCUGCUUUUAAUAGACGGUCUUUAGCCGAAUGUGUGAACGAUGGCGAACCGUGGCCGCAAGUCCAAUGCGAUAUUAUUGUGGGUGACUUAGUCCUUGAUGUUGACCCAGAACUGCCCUAUAAUGUACAUUUUCCAUACCGCAGAGGAGAUUUCAACAUCCAUUCAGAAGUCGGAGGGUCUAUCUCUUCAGUUUUAAACGAUUUAUAUACCAUUUGGAGCUCCAUAAUUGAAUAUAAGCUAGGAAUACCAUUAAUAGAAUUAAUAAAGUACCGGUGUGUGUUGCUUAUUCCUGAUAUUUAUUCAAGAAGCCAUUUAAAAGCUCUUAUGUCCCUACUUUUGAAGGAUUUGGGGUUUGGGCACUGCUUUCUUGUUCAGGAAAGUGUGGGAGCUACUUUCGGAGCUGGUAUUGGCUCAGCCUGUGUUGUAGACAUUGGAGAUCAGAAGACUGCAAUAUCAUGUGUUGAGGAUGGAAUUUCUCAUAAAACUACAAGGUUACGUAUGGAUUAUGGAGCAGGAGAUGUGUGUCAAGCAUUGUCUUGGAUGUUCCAUAAAAGUGCAUUUCCAUACAAAGACUGGAAUGAAAAUAUACCUCGAGACGUAAUGCUGAUGCGUAACAUGUAUGAGGAUUUUUGUCACAUAAAUUUAGAUGUUUGUGGUCCACAGGAAAAAUCUUUCCUUGUUGACCACCCUGGUAAUGUCAUUAACAAAUACACAUUGCAAGUGGGAGAUGAAUGCAUUAUUUCGCCAUUGUCAAUGUUCUACACAGAUUUGCUCAAAAUAACUGGUCCCAAAGCUACAAAAAUUCAGGCUCCGCAGGCAAGUGACCCUGAGGAUCCUUUUGAUGCUGAGUUUCUAAGGGAAACUGGAAGAAAACGAGAGACAGCAGAUCAAACUGCUAAUGAAAAUCAACAGUUCGAGGCAGUGAACGAAGCUCAACCUGCUACAAACCCUGAUGAAGAUAUUGUUGUUGACACACUUGAAGCAGGUCCUGGAGAUGUAGUAUCACUAGCACCCGGACAAGUUUUGGCACUAGAUGCUGCAAUAUUACAAAGCAUAGAUCGAUGUCAAACUGAAGAAUUGAAACGUAAAAUGUACAGCAGCAUACUCAUAGUUGGGGGUGGAGUCAAAGCUCAUGGUUUAUCAUUGUGGCUGCAGAACCGUUUAGCUUUGCAGAUUCCGUAUACAUACAAGACUGAGCAGUUGGAGAUUGUGUCGUCACCGAAAGAUAUAGACCCUGCAAGUACUGUGUGGAAAGGAGCUGCUGUCAUGUCGUGUUUGGAGUCAGCGAUAGAGCUAUGGAUCAAUCAGAGCGAGUGGAAUAAAUUUGGAUUAAAGGUUUUGAGGGAACGUGCACCAUUUAUUUGGUGACAAUAGCUAAAAUAGGUGGUUAAUAACCACCUAUUUAUUGCAUUUGGACUCUUUGGACUAUCUAACCUUGGUUAAUAACUGGACAUUUUAAAUAUUGAGGACAGUUAUGCAUUAGUGUGUUAGUUUCAUGUGGUAAGCUGUGUCUUAGAUUAAGAUAAUGUUAAAAAAAAAUUACAAAUUAACUUCUCUUUCUAUUUUGUAGUAUAUACUUUGUUCCACAUAGUUCCCAAUUAACUAAAAAAAAACCA